AGCUCGCCCAAGCGCCGCAUCGAGACGGACAUGAUGAAGCUCCUCAUGUCCGACCACGAAGUCACGCUCGUCAACGAUUCGAUGCAGGAGUUCUUUGUGCGCUUCCACGGGCCCGAGGAGACACCCUUCAAGGGCGGCGUGUGGAAGAUUCACGUCGAGCUGCAGGAUGCGUACCCCUACAAGUCGCCGUCGAUCGGCUUCAUGAACAAGAUCUUCCACCCCAACAUCGACGAGCUCUCGGGCAGUGUGUGUCUCGACGUCAUCAACCAGACGUGGUCGCCCAUGUUCGACAUGGUCAACAUCUUCGAGGUCUUUCUGCCGCAACUGCUGCGCUACCCGAACCCCACCGACCCGCUCAACGGCGAGGCGGCCGCGCUGCUGAUGCGCGAGCCAAAGACGUACGACGCCAAGGUGAAGGAGUAUGUCAAGCGCUAUGCCACCAAGGAGGCGGCGGAGGACGCGGGCGAGGAGGAGCACGAUGAGGAUGAGGAGGACGAGGAGAUGAGCGACGUCGGCAGCUUCAGCGACGACGACGAGCCGCCGAUGGACCUGUGA
Tilletiopsis washingtonensis is the source of this 555-nucleotide messenger RNA. RefSeq lists its product as hypothetical. Gene Ontology annotation, biological process: ubiquitin-dependent protein catabolic process; protein polyubiquitination. Gene Ontology annotation, molecular function: ubiquitin conjugating enzyme activity. The annotation marks the transcript as partial. NCBI's taxonomy places the organism in Eukaryota, Fungi, Basidiomycota, Exobasidiomycetes, Entylomatales. Gene Ontology annotation, cellular component: nucleus. The record is from RefSeq and is a predicted model, not a curated record. The transcript is spliced from 3 exons.